CUGCAAGUGGAGCUCGAAGAGAGCGCAAAUGCAACACUUGAUCGCUGUCGCGAGACAAGACCUGCAAAUACAACACGCGCGUACGCGCCAAAGCAGCGAGAGUUCAAAGCAUGGUGCGAUCGGAAGGGUUUCCAUGAAACAACUCGCUACCCAGUGACGGCGUCAAAGCUGCAUCUAUUUCUUCAAGAAGAAGUAGUUGAUCGAGAAGUUCGGGUGAAAAAUACGACGCUUUCGGACCUGUACAACGAUCAGCACAGCCAUGGCGCGAACGCACAUCCUCACCCUCGCAACAGCCUCAUCAAGGCUCUCCUGUCUACUCUAAAGCGCGAAAAACACGAGAAGAACAAGCGUGAAUACGUCGAUAGGGGUGUGGGGUCUCUACUAGUUGGGUACUGUACUACAGAUGAUCUGGUUGCGAUUUCU
Phytophthora sojae is the source of this 423-nucleotide messenger RNA. RefSeq lists its product as hypothetical. The transcript has 2 exons. Lineage: Eukaryota; Oomycota; Peronosporomycetes; Peronosporales; Peronosporaceae. The annotation marks the transcript as partial. The record is from RefSeq and is a predicted model, not a curated record.